This is a messenger RNA of Haemonchus placei, 9645 nucleotides long. The record is from the annotation of a GenBank genome assembly. Lineage: Eukaryota; Metazoa; Nematoda; Chromadorea; Rhabditida; Trichostrongylidae.
AUGGUAAUCAUGGAAAAAUCGGUGUUAAUCGUUCGUCUAUCAGCAAUGACGUACUAUGUUUUUCAUGAAGGGAAAAUGAAAUGUCUCAUUGAUGACAUGGUAUUUUUCACGAAAUCUUAUCAUUACAGAAUGUCAAAUGACCCCAACAUUGAUCCUGGAGGACAAGGGUUGGCGGCGUCCGAUGUGAACGUCUACUUCCCUGAACAUGAUCAACCGGGGACAAGUAGAGAUGUGGUCACGCAACCACAAGGUCCUUUUCCACAAUAUAUGGUAACAGAUGAUAAUAUGUGGAUACAGCCUAUAACGGAACAGGUUUACGAAGAUGAAUAUGGAAAUUAUCGUGAAAUACGUGAUAUUGAUCAGCAACCUGGUCAGAUUGAGGAGGUGUACCUUCUCCCUGAUGAGGAACGAGACGUAGAAUUGAUGAGAAGUGGCGUCGGAAGCUUACAAGUUGCAGCUCAUGAAGUCGUUGUUGACGAGAUGUUAGGGACGUCUGUAGAACCUGAGCAGUAUAUCCAGCAAGUACCCGGAGGGCCAGUUCUUAGGAGCUAUACCCGAUCGUAUGUGCAACCUGCAACCCGACAAACUGUUCGUCAAGCUCAGUCCCAACCGAUGAUGACGGUUCCUGGACCAGCUCGUGUACGAUAUAUCGUUCAACAUACAUCCCAAACAGUCGAAAUAGAACAGGAUCAGCCCAUACAGUAUGACGUGAGGCCGAUGGCCAUGUUUGAGGGACCAUCAAAUCAGGCUUUGAUACCGCAACAGCAAACCACUCGACGUGUUCCCAAUCUACGAUCGAGGUCUAAAUCACAACCUCGGCGAUCGUUAUAUGGAGAACUAGAGGAUGAUUCGCUCGCUUAUCUAGUUCAGGAGCACGAUGAAGGAGAUUGGGAUGGUGUGCAGUUAGAAGAUCAUGAAUACUUUAUCGGAGGCCAACAAGAACGGGAAGCGAUCCUGAACUCGAACGAUGAUGAGCUCUCGCAAUCGGCCCUACCCCCUCCACGGAUCAUCCAACGUCCAUAUUUUCCACCGAAUCUAUCGCCUACAGAGAAGAAAGAGUAUCUAUUUAUCAAUUAUAAGAAGGCUUGCGAUCGGUACUUCCCGUUCGCAAAUGUUGCUGUUUUGGAAGCAGACACGAGAUAUAAGCCAGUUGAAGCCUUCGCCAGUGACCUGUAUCGGUUUCAUUCGAGAGGAGCCCAUAUUCAUGGAUUCUUCCGAACGGUAAUCGAUGUACGGGAUCGUCCUAGUCAUGAUCAGACACGAUACAUACAAGACAUCCAGUUCGGGAAGGUAUUCCCACUGUUCCCGGAUUAUGAUGAAUGGGACGAUAAAAUGCGCGAGGAGUUUCGCCAAUUGUCGAAUAGGUUGAUGCGUAUUUUUGAAAGAAAAUGUUUCUAUGCGCAAUCUGGUGGAAGUCAUGGAAAAGCGCCGGUUGUCAAACGAGGUCGAAAAGCUACACCGAAACCUCCACCUAACUAUGCUGAGGAGCAAAAGGUUCAGGCCGCGGGGAUACCUAAAGGCUUCCAACCUUUGAGAGCUGCAUAUAGUCAGUCGAAGCCAGGUCCUUCAAAACAUACAGUGCCCCCAGCAGCCGUUGUUGUACAUCCAGGCUCAUCUACUUCAAGAUUAGUGUCAGUGAAUGAUGAGACCACUUUGAAUGAGUCAAUCGCUGUUCCACAAGAAGUUGGUGCUCCUCGAGUUGAAGUAUUUGAGCACAACAAAAGGGUAGAUAUGAAGCGAGUCGUGAACGAUGCCUUUGUUAGUCGUGAGGCGAUCCCAGCACAAUAUCAGGAGGUCCCAUCAUCAGAGUCAUCCGAUCCACGCUCCCUUGUCUGUCGGGUGCCGCCCGGUCCUUCCAAGACCCUACGUCAUCAAAGAUCAAUGGCAACCAAAGCCAUACGUAUGAUAGCAAAUAGAGCUGUCGAACCGGUCAUCGAUCCUUCGACUGGUCGCUACGUCGUUUCACUAGAGAAUUUACGUCUCCCAAACGUUGCACGUCCACCAACUGUUGAAGCAGCGAGACGAUACAUUCCGCGUCCGGUACACACACUUCGAGAGAUGGCUGAUUCUGCUAGGAGAGGUCCUAAUGCUUCGAAUCAGUUAAAUUGGAUUGCUGGUAACCGAGUCCCAGGAGCACGAGUAUCGCGGAUAGAUCAAGCUCCACGGUACACCCUUAAUUCAACUGCAUCCAUCAGUGCUCAACAUCAGCUGUUACCGUCGACUUCGGCUAGUUCCCGAGCACCGUUGUUGAAAGAUGCCGUUGCUCCGGAAUUCCCGCAAGGACCUGGUGUUCAUCCGGGGACUACUAUGACUGCUUUACCAACAACACGAAACGACCACGUGUAUCCUCGAAGCCAUUCAAGUGGUCGUACUGCUACCCCAUCAAGUAGCUACCGACGAAGUGCUUCAAGUGGACGACCGAUAACAGCAGCAGCAGAAUCACGGCGGGUAGAUAGCAGUGCAGAUGACGACACAGAUGAAAUUAUCCAAGUCGAUGAUGACCCCGUUGUAGUCGAUGCUUCACGAACACAGUUGCAAGCACCGGCUACGACGGCUACGACGGUUACGACGGUGGCAAAGCAAACAUCAACAACGGUAGCGCAAAGAAAACAACCGCAGGCAUCAGAUCAAAACACUGCUCCAGCCAGUGCUAAAGCCUCUUCGGAAUCUCGUGAGCAAAAGGGUGAGAAGCGGAUUGUACAAGUAAGGGACGAGUUUGGGUUUUUGCGACGUUGCACAAGAUUACCGGACGGAACUCUUGUUGUUAGUAGUCGUACAGCGAAGGCUAUGACAAAACUUCGUUUACCCCCUCUUGGAGCAGAUGGAAAGGCAAUUGCAACUCAGGAGCAUACUCGUGCACCAACUGCAGGAGCCGUGUAUGCAAUGCAUUCCAUGGGUCGAAAAGAAGAAAAACGACCGGGAACACAGUCUGAGCUACAGUGGAAACGUUCCCAAGCAUCUGUGGCUCCUUGGAGUCACACACCUACAGUGGUCCCGCAAAGGCAAGGUUCCAUUGAGCGUGGUCAAGAAGGCCGAAUGGAAUCAUCCAUGAAAGUGAGAACUAAACGGAAAGAUGUUCUGUAUUCGGAUAAUAAUGAUGAUAUCAUUGUGAUAAGCGAUCAUGCACCGGAAAAGAAGGGAAGAUCUCAAAGCCGGCGCUCACGUAAUAUUGUAGCGGUUGACCAAGAUUCUGGUGUGAUGGACUAUAGGAGAAGCAGAACGCGCACGCCGAAGCUGUUGUCUCGGAUAUGUGAAGUUCCUCAAACUACCAAGACGGAAGAGCAAGAAAAGGAGGCAACUCGACGCCGGUUGAUGAAAAAAGAGGAGGAAGAUUCAGAAAAUGUGAUAAUCGAUGUUGUCACCGAAGACGCUAGGCUGUCAGAGGACAUCAAAGAGCUCAUCUCCUCUCUUCCUCCUCCUGAGCCUUCAGAAUUGGAAGAGAUGUCGCCUGGUGAACGGAAGAAAGCUGGGCGGCCACCGAAGAAGUUCCGAGGACGACUGGCUAGGCAAAAGCAAGCUAUUCGUGAUGCCGAGAUAGCCGAGAAGGUAGCAAUCAAGCAGAGAGAACUACCUGUGCUAGACUUGGCGCUGAAGGUUAUAGACGAUCCAUCAGUCGAAGUACCUGAGGAAGCCCCAAUCGUGGUGGAUACCUUGGCCACACUUGAUGCGACUUUGCUCCAUGAGGUCGGUGAAGUGCUAAAAGAAAUGGUAACCCAGGUUUCACUGGAAGAGCUCAAGCCGAGAAAAUUGGUGAGGGCACGGAAUCGUCGUUGUUGGGAACACCUACCAGGACGCGUACCAUCUAAAAGGCAGGAAUACCGUGCUCUGCAUGCACCUCCUCGAGAGCAGUCUCCACCGCCGCCACCAUCGAGAACAAAGCGUAGAGGUCGAACAUGGAAUAAACAACGGCAUAUGUUCGAUGAAAAGUCGGAGGAGCUGAGUGGUAGUGAUGUCUCCUUUGGCCCGAUUGAUUAUAGCCCAGUUUUACCAAAGGAUGCUGCUGAAUCCCGAAAAAUUGCCGAGAACACAUCAACGAUAAUUGUAACACCGGUGAAAAACGCACAGCAGGCAUCAAAGGAAAGUGUCACGUCGCUAUCGGAGCAAACAGAAUCUUUGCAAAUUUCCGGGAGAGCUGAAGCUAUUAAUGCUUCACCGAAGAGACGAUCACCGAAGGCGACAGAACGAGCGAGGCAUUCUGGCUCAAGUUCUGGGGAACGAGAAGUAACGAGCGUGAGCUGUGAUGAUGUCAAUUUGAACGAGGAGGAUCUGGUAGAUAUAAAUGUCGAUCCGUUUUUCUCAUCAACCGAAAAUUUCGACUCAUCAGCCUCAGGGGAUGAAACCGAUACACCUUCUCGAAAAAUAAAGAAGAAAUUCAAAGAACUUUUCGGGGAACCUGGCAGCUCUACUUCGCCGAGAAGGAGAAGUACUCGAACCCGUGCCACCAAUGCGAUUGCUGAGCAGAAGAAGGCUGCAAGUGUUCCAGGAUCAACGUCAAAUGUCGUCACUUCCAUCCCAUCUGUACAGGAUUAUCGUGAGCAACCUAAGGACGAAUUCACUGAUUUUGUUGAGGAGCUGGUCGCGACAACAGCCCAUCGUUUGUCGUUGGAUGAUAGUCAACGUCACGUGAAUGCUGAAGCGGUAGCUGCUCCAGCCCCAGCACAACUUGGCAAUCUGCUAGAUUCGUCGGUUGAUGUGUGUAAUAAAGUCGAAACUAUGCUCGAUGUCAUGGAGCUCUCACUUCAAGGCAGUCAAGCCGUUCCUACAUCGGAGGAUGGGAGUCUACAUGCUGGCACGCCCCAAGGUGCCUUAACUGGUGAAAAUCUCAGCUCUACGCAACAAUUCGUUAAACCUUUCGUGACAUAUCCUGACGAAAACCCCGCUGACAUUGCGCCAGGUCCGCAAACUAUUGAGGAACUGAUGGAGGAGAUCGAAGCUGAAUUUGCUGGCAUGACUUAUCCCUCACUUCCAGACGAAUACGAUACACAAACAACGAGUGCUACGGANCAAUUCCCAUCAUUGGAUCUUCAGCCUGUCAUGCGCGAACCAAUCGAAUUUGCAGAUACUGUCGAUUUUGAAGCCUGCCGUAAAGAUCAACACUAUCGCCAUCUGGUAACUAUUGCUAUUCCUGGAGCUGACGCAUAUCGCCUAUCUCUACCACAGGGGGUACAUCUUGAUUUGGUUGCUCCUGACAAGAGUGAACAGCUGAAAGAUUACUUACACGCGGAAAUCUCUUUGGCUGAUUACGGUCACAUAACAACACGGUGGAAGACUUCGUUUCGUACGAUAAGGAAACGUUUUACCAGAAGCGGGUCGCACGCCGAGGUACUAUGGAUAAUAAAUGUGCCCAAUCGUGAGAAGGCAAUGCUCAACGUCAUUGAAUCCCAUUCCUCAUUGUUCCCACAAAUCGCCGGUCUUGCCAAAGGUCAGUUGGAUGAGUACGACUUUGAAAGGGCUCGCCUAUCUGCUUCAAAAACUAUUCCACUUCCACUGCUAGAAUACUGGUCUCUCAGAGCUCUCAGUAAGCGAUCUACUGUUAGAAAAGCGCAAGCUAAAGGUGAUACAUCGCAUACAGUGUCAUGUGCCAACGUGGAUUCGGCUGCUUUGUCCGAAGUCACAACAGGUUGUGCUCUAGCUCUUGCUGACCCCACAGAUGUAGCAACAGUGCUAAAUGCAUUGAAAGAAUUCGACGCGGUGGAUCUCCAUGCAACUUGCCCAUCUAAAAAACCACCCGUUACGUUAGACCGUAUUGUGUCGCCAACACCAGAAGACACUUCUGAUGGGCUGACGGCUGAGGAAGAUAUUGAAUGGAAGAAUAUAUCGAGACUAAAACGCAUCGACCUUCAGAAAUCCUACGCCAAAUUGUCUCCCAGUGAUCUAGCCCUUCUAAAAGGUGAUGGCGUACGGUUACCACACAGUGAAGAGAGCGGUAGGGUCACAGUGGCUGCAAACGACAAAGCUGCAGAGAAGAGGGAUUCUGAAAUAGCAGCUGAUGUCUGCAAUGUCCUGGAAGGUCUCAAGGAUACGAUUAGUAAAAACGAAAUGGAAACAGCCACAAGUCUGGAAGUUCGUGAGGAUAUUCCUGUUGCAGUGCCCUCUCCUGAGGUCGAAGAAUUAACGCCGAUAGCAGUUGUGGGGGAUUUGUAUGAAGAUGUCAAGGAAUCCAGCGAACCAAUGGAAGUAACUGAAUAUUCAGCUCCGCAGCCAAGUGAAGCAGAACAGGAAAAUGAAUUGCUGGACGAGGCCGUUACAGAACGGGAGCAGGAAGAUUCUUUGCUAACCCCUCUCCCAGAAGCGAUAUUACCAUAUGAUCAAAAAGUCGCUGAAGAGUUUGUAUCGCUCGAUACUGAAUUAAUAGCUACAGAAUGCUCCAGCAGAGUAACAGAGUUCACAGUCGAACAUGUCAUUACCGUAUCCAAGAAUGUGGAAAGGUGUUCACUGGGACCUAUCCUGCGCGCCCAUAAGAAGCGUCGAAAGCGAGUGAAGAAGAAGACUGGCGAGGACUUGAUUGUGGACUACAGUACUAGCGUCGUUACCGAUAGCAAUAAAAUUUCUGAAUAUCUGCGCAGUGAAGAUACGCCUGAUAGUGGAUUUUCUGAAGCCACGUUUCUGGAGCAAUGCUAUCUACAAUCACCAGAUUUGUUUGGUAUUGGAGAAGGUACUCGGAAGAAGAAACGUAAAGUCUCGAAACCGCAAAAGUGGGGUGCUGCAGAACUGAGUCGAGGACAAGCUGACGAAUUUGCGCUUACUCCUAUUGAAAAGCGAAAACCGUGUCAGUACACGCUUCUACAAACUGAUGUCAAAGCUGCUUUGGAUCGAUUGUGGAGAAGGGAAGACCCGAAGAUAUGCCAUGGACAGUUUGGCUCGCUAGUGGAGUUAUGUAGAAGCAAAAUUAUGGAUCUCGCUCUUGGAACCAUACAUGUCGAUCAGGGCUUCAUGGCCACAGAGACCAUUGCUAUUAUGGCAUCACGACCUCGUAACCAUUUGAUCUCCGAUUUCAAUCUGACGAUGAUAAAGCCCAUGAACCCAAUUGUGAGAUGUGAAGCCGAUAUGGGUGAGUUCUUACUGGUUUUUACUGGUCCGCUGUUAGUUUCACUACAGUCUACUUCGCCUCUUCGUUUGUCUCGCCCACGAGUCGAAGGCAGUCUGGAAAAUGCAUUUGCUCAGUACGACAAAGGUGUUGACUGUAUUCUGCAGCAAGUCAGCUGUGCAAGGUCGAUCGUGGAGAACAUCCGGUCCACAACGCACUGGUCGCUUCACUUUUUGAUGGAUGCACAAUUGUUUAUGUUGGAUAUCCUUUAUGAGAUGUGGGAGUACACGGCAAGAUCUGUGCAAUUGGCGGUGUUUAACGCGUAUCAGUGCUCGCUUUGGGAGAAGCAUCAUCAAAUCUUUGAUGCCCGAAUGUAUUGCCUGCUCUUUGAAAUGAAUGCGGCAGCUGCACUUUCGGCUAAAAUCGACACUUGCUGCUCGUAUAUUAGAAGAUUCGAAGAAUGGAAUAGGAAAACAAACAACUUUUCCUCGGUGUACAACCACGUGUACGGCCUUGCCUUGUCGAUGAUCAAGCUUAUUGCUAUUCCUAACACUUUGAAACGUUUACAAUCAAUGACACAUUGGAAUUCAAAAGCCCGUUCAACGAAAUCGAGCGAAGAGAUUUUUACUAUUGAUCUGAUUCCAUUCUUUCAAGUCGGCACCUGUUCAUUCACAUCGGAUGACCUGGAAAUAGAAAAGCUUCUUGAUGGUAAAAAGUCGUUGGUUACUGAUACACUUGAACAUCUGCUGAGUUUCGAAGCAGCACAAGAUAAUAAUCGCGUGGAUUCGUUCUCGUUUCUGUUUCCCUCGCAUUCUGUUGUGAAGCUGUGCCAGUCCCAGAUUCAAAAAGAAGUGUCGUCGUACUACAACAAACACUUGGAUGAUGUAAUGCAUUUGGAUCAUCACCAACUGUCUAUGCUAUCUCCCAUUGCUCGGGCUUAUAUUUUGUCACGUAUUCACGAAGCUCGUGCCAAAUCCUUGAUGCGGAAUAAUAUCAUGAAUCUCGACAAGCUUAUCGGAAAGCUGAACAUCGCGUUCGACGAGCUCUCGAAAAACGUAGAAGAGAUGAACCAAGCAGAAUUCGACUAUCCUUGUGGCCAAGUGGUUUUCGAUUAUUCUGGUGGCAAGGUGAACGUGUGCAUUAACACUGUUGAAAAUGAAAGUGCUGAAACACCAGGCCCGGAUCUAAUCGAUGAAGCACGUCGUCUGAUGGGAGAUGCUGUCAAGAACACGGUGUUCCAUCCAAGUACCCCUGUAGCUGAAGAAAAGGAGGACAUGGUAAUGAAAAGCGACCGUAUACAAAAAUCUGUUGAUUUGGUGAAGAAUUGGGUGAUGACGAUUCCGUCCACUUACGAUGAAGUCCAAAAUGAUUCGAAGAGCAGAGAUACAGUCGAAGAUUAUACGGAAAUCACAUAUCCGAGCAGUCCCGCUAGAAUUACUGUGAUAGACGACGAGGAUGACGAUGAAGAGGAUGAAUCUGCAUCACCAAUUCCGAAAAAGAAGAGAAAGCAGUCAAAGUCUGACACAGUUACAACGACCAUAGCUGGACGUAAAAUUUGGUAUAAUAUCGAUACGGAGCAAGGAAUACUGAAAAUGAAGUCUGUGGAUUCUAAUGUAACCGAUGCAUCAACAGACUGUCUAACAGCAACAAAUACCAUCACCACAGCAUCAUUCAAUUCAUUCGAUCAAAUCGAAACUUUGAAGAUCAUCAGGUCCCCAGAAACUGGUGAGCUCGACUGGAUAGCAAUGAUUGAGAAUGCUCUGGAAGCAGCUCCUCCACCGGAAACCCUACCAGGCUUCUUGCAGAAGAAUGAGCCUCUUGAGUACCAGACCAUUGAUAUAAUGAAAGCUCAUGAGUAUGCGAACCACUUUGUGAGGGAUACAGACAUUAAUGGGGAGUUCCUCGACCUUCGGAAACAGACGCGAGAAAAGAUUCGCCAGUUCCAGCUCGUUGAUUAUUUCGAACGCAAAAGGAAUGCCAGGUUCGAAGCGAUUAGCAGUAAUAAAUCACUUGAAAUGCCUCGUCCUGGUCCGGAUGAACGUGAUAAGAUCCCAAUGUAUGCAAUAUGGUUGCGUGAUGUGUUACAGUACGCUGAGAUAGAAAAGAAGAGGUUAACUGCACUAAAACCCAUCAACAAUAUUGGUCGUUGUCGAGCGGCUCGUUCGGAAAUGAUCCGAGAGUUUAAUCUUCCAAUCAAACGAAGGAAAAGAUCCACAUCAUCACCUUCAUGGUUAGGACGCACUAUUUAUGACCAUUUUGGAGAGUUCUUCUCUUUGGGAAUGGCCCGACUCGAGUAUGAAGUUGCUGGUCGCAACAUGCAUGAGGAAGGUCAAGUUGGUACUCAUGAUGAUACCAUCACACACUAUUUCGUGAGUAGGAACAAUUCUCCAUCGACGAUGAUUGAUCCGUUAGAUUUAUUGGAGGAUCCAUACGCGUAUUUCCGUCCUACGCCAACUAAACGCAAGCGAACGGUUUCGCCAUUGGUGGAAAGUUCGUUAGUGAAGCGACUACACAUGUCAGAUCCGCCUGUUUUUGCCCCAUUUGCGAUAGUGGAUGAACCCGAAACCCUGUACCCACCAUGUUGUUCCGAUUAUGAUUCGAGUGAUGAGGAUGAGUAG